This is a messenger RNA of Homarus americanus (American lobster), 2637 nucleotides long. RefSeq names its product protein Red-like (gene beag). Bases 264 to 2132 code for a protein of 622 amino acids. The transcript has 13 exons. The record is from RefSeq and is a predicted model, not a curated record. Gene Ontology annotation, biological process: mRNA splicing, via spliceosome. NCBI's taxonomy places the organism in Eukaryota, Metazoa, Arthropoda, Malacostraca, Decapoda, Nephropidae. Gene Ontology annotation, cellular component: nucleus.
CCCCUACUAGAUAAUUAGCACUGACCAUACACCACAAUUGUUAAGGGCCGCCACUAUGGUCAUGGUGCGGGGGGAGGGGGGAGGGUUGUCAUAACUCUAGAUCAGUAAUGAGGAAGAGUACACGGGGAAACUCUUAUUUUCGCAGGCUCCAGCAGCUGGCCGCUCAGCAUCAGCCCCGAGUUGUCUCCAUCCAUGCAAUCAGGACAUCAGGCAGUUGAGGAAAUAGAGUUUUCCGAGUGUCAUUAGAGUAUCCAUAAACGAUAAUGCCACCAGGUGGUGAGGAAGUGUUUUCCAACCCCCUGGCUCCUCCAGGGGAAACCGUUGUGGAUGAAAGACCACAACGUUUGACCAAUGCAGACUUCCGUAAGUUGUUAAUGACUCCCCGUGCUCCACCGGGGAGUCAGAAAGAAACAGUUUCUUCAACUGGAACCAAAGCUUCUAGUACCGAGCCGCCAACUCAGCGACGUGAAAAUAAAGAUGACGUCCGAGCUGCUGAGAGGAAGAAAAAAAAGAGUUACUAUGCAAAGAUCAAGAAGGAAGAGGAAGAAAAGAUGGCAGAGUUGGCAGAAAAGUACCGUGAUAGAGCUAAAGAAAGACGUGAAGGCAAAAAUCCAGACUACCAGGCAGAAGAUCCAUCGCAAGCUGGCAUGGGAGGUUACCGUGCAGUUGCUCCAGAUCUCAAAUCGGGGUUGGAUGCUGCUGAACGUCGGAAACAGAUGAUUCAAGAGUCCAAAUUCUUGGGUGGUGACAUGGAGCACACACAUUUAGUAAAAGGUUUAGAUUACGCAUUGUUACAAAAGGUGCGAUCAGAAAUCCAAAUUAAGGAAUCUGAAGUUUUGGUAGAAAUAGAGAGGCCUAUUUCAUCUGAUGCACCAAAAGAGAAGAAACCGCCAACUACCGUUGUAGUUCCUCAGCAAGAGGAAGAUGAGCUGAUAUUCAAAACAAACACUGGACGACGUAUUUUCAGCAGCGUUUUCAACACAAAGCCAGCAGAGUUCAAUGACUUAUUUCUCACUGGUCGUAUGGCAUAUGCUAUUGACCUCGAUGAUGAAGUUGCUGAGAGUGAUAUUCCUACCACUGUAAUCCGCUCCAAAGCUGACCUCCAGGGCAUUGAGAAUAUGCAAGCAACAUUCACGACGAAUGACAUUGUGAUCCAGAAACUCACUCAGAUUUUGUCAUAUCUCCGCACUGGACGUGCCAACAAGAAACAAAAAAAGAAAGACAAAGGCAAAAAUGAAGCUGCUGGUAGGACUGGAGCUGAUGACAGUAUCUAUGGGGAAAUUGGAGAUUAUGUCCCAUCUGUAGGGAAGGCCAGUGACCGAGACAAAGAUCGUGGAGAUCGUGACCGUGACCGAGAAAGAGGAAGAGACAGAGAUCGUGAACGUGAUCGCAGGGACCGGGAGAAAGAAAGAGGAGACAGAGACAGGGAUAGAGAAAAGGAUCGUCGUGAACGUGACAGGGACAGAGACAGAGAUCGUGAUCGUCAUGAUCGUGAUCGAGAUCAUGAACGAGAACGAAAACCUCGUUCGUACUUCAGCCGGUCAGCACAUGAAGAAGUGAAGAAUGAGAUGCGUGCUGCAGAAGAAAGGUUACAGACACAAUGGCCCACUGGAGCAGAUAUUAAAGCUGACAAACAAAUCUCUCAAGUGCCCCAGCAGUCUCAACAACAGCUAACACAACAACAGCAACCUCAAGGUCAACAACAGUUGGCAACACAACAGCAACCACCAAAGCAAGUUAAUAGUCUGCUGGUGGGGGAUGACUACUAUACAGAAUGUUAUCCUGGUAUGGCAGAGAUGCAGGAUGCCAUUGAUGAUUCAGAUGAUGAAGCUGAUUACACCAAGAUGGACAUGGGGAACAAGAAAGGUCCCGUUGGUCGUUGGGACUUUGAUACCCAGGAAGAAUACAGUGAUUACAUGAAUCAGCGAGAAGCUAUGCCAAAAGCUGCUUUCCAGUAUGGUGUAAAGAUGGCUGAUGGUCGGAAGACUCGCCGCAUAGGAGGCAACAAGGAAAAGGACCGUAAUGCUGAACUAAACAGGGAAUGGCAACAGAUCCAGCAGAUCCUGAAAAGACGUAAAGACAAUGAUUCAGGCUCUGGAGCUCCGGAGAAGGCACCAAGAUAUGAUUACUAAGAAGCUGAAGGAAGGCAAAUAUCCAGGAAUUAUAAAAGCAGUUUUCAAGCACCACAUUGUAUUUGUAUUUAGUAAUGAAUUGUGUGAGCCACUUCUGUCCCAGAGUGAAAUAUUAGUAUUAAUUCCAUUUUAGGUGUGGUAUACCUGUAUCCUUGUUUCAAUAUAACAUAUGUAGAAUAUCUUCACAUGUGCUGUUUCGUUAAAAUUAUGGAACAAGACUUUUCUCAUUUGCAUAUACUGUAGUUUUUUUUUAUUUUUUUUUAUUUUUAUUUUUUUUUUUGAGGAGUGGGGUGAAAUAUUUGUUAAAAGAAUUAAUAUUGCACUAAAGUAUAAACCCUUUCAUGCAAUUUUCAAAAUUCUUGUAUAGCUUAAAUAUUAAGCAGCAUUUCUCUUGGUAAUGUAUGAUGCACAGUAAAUAAUUUCUGAACUUUUAUAUGUUGAUUUUGAGUGUAGAAAGAAAUUAUAUCUAUGAAGUUCUUUUUAGGUCAUUAAAGCCACAGUCACA